Molecule: messenger RNA, 1248 nt
Organism: Alternaria conjuncta
Lineage: Eukaryota; Fungi; Ascomycota; Dothideomycetes; Pleosporales; Pleosporaceae
Exons: 2
Coding region: 1-1248 (415 amino acids)
Source: RefSeq, a predicted model, not a curated record
AUGGACGACCUAAACGACAACGACAUCAGCAUGGGCGAUGUCCCCGAGGUCACUGUGGAUGUACCCGAUGACCACCAGUCCGGAGGGGAAAGGGACGUCGUCGGUGUUGCCGCCAAGCAUCGCGACGCUGAGCACAACUACGAGAUCAAAACCUUCAAGAUUCUCAAGCCCUCCGUACCCCUGCCCCGUCUCUUCGACAUCUACUUUCACCCUGAGCGUAGCCUUGUACCUGUCGUUCCUCAAGAUAUCCAACUUGACUUCUACUUCUACAUGUACAACAGCAUCGCCAGCGACAACUUUGUCGCACAGAAGACGCAGCCUCUCGACAUCAGUCGGACCAUCUGGUUCUACGGUGUGGAUAGUACUCAUGCAUUCACUAUGCAUUGUUACCAGAUCCGCUGGAACGUCAUCAUCAUGUCCUUCCUUUGGGCAACUGGAUUCGAUGAGCGGUAUUGCAAGCCUGCGUGUGGGCCUUUCAUCAUCAAGUUCAUCAAGGCCUGGAUAGAGUCACUGGUCUUUCAGCACGACAUCUCCGACAACAUCUUCGCCCAACGCGAGGCUUUCAUCAAGUUCUGGAAGAACGGCCCUUUCGACUUAUACUACUUCGGCAAGCGCGACCAGGUCAAGAUGAUCGCCCGCAUCAAACAUCUGUACAAGCAGCUUGAGACGAAAGACCUGCCCAAGCACGACGACCUUGUCAAGGCGCUACGGGACGAAACCCUUGACGAAGAGACGUUUGAGCGGUAUGGUCCUACGCUGGCCUUCCAGUGGGUUAUCGGACGAGAGAAAUAUGCGCGCGAGGAGCAAGAGGCGAUCGACUUCGACAACGAGGUCAACCAGUCUGAUCUGGAGUUGGCUGAGGCGGAUAGGGAGGUGGCGGAAGCGCAGAAGCAGGUGGAGCUCACUGCUGCAGCCCUUGAGAACGUCGACGAGAUGGAAGAAGAUGAUGAAGAGGAGGAAGAAGAUGGCUUCGAUCCCUUCCCCAAAGAGUACCAUCCUAGUCUCUCGCGUGUGGGAUGGGAUGAUGUGCAUGGUAUCGUCAUGCCACUCAUGCGACCUGUCGAUGCAUCACUUCCUCAUCCCAGGACGGUACACGCGAAACAUCGUCCCGUGGUUAACGAGAGCACAUUCUACAUCACCAGGGACCAGAUUUUCGAUCGCAUCUUGAGGAUUCGGGAUGAUGAAAUUGAUGAGUUGGGUGACAGUCUCGCGACGAUGACAACCAUGAUCAACACGAAGUUGACCUAG